GCCCUGGACCUGGCACCUGGUGAUAAUUCUUUGUUGCUGCUGCGAGCAGAGUUAUAUUUAACCGUGAGGAACUAUGAGCAGGCUCUGCAGGACGCCAGUGCUGUUUGUCAGAAUGAACCUCUCCUGCCUAAGGGACAUCAUGUGAAAGCUCUGGCUCUUUCUGGGCUGGGAAGAUGUAAGGAAGUUUUGAAGGAAUUUCUCUACUGCCUCGCUUUAAAUCCAGAGAGUAACCCAGUGAAGAAAGAAGCACAAAAGGUAAUGUGUGAGGUGUUUUUCCCAGCUUCAGAAAACGUGCCUCAAAAUUUAACAUCUUCCAUCCAAAGCAGAAUGUUGAACGCCAGGUUAAAGGCUCCGUGUCACAGCCAUGUCACCCAGUCUCCUCUGGAGGAAGGUGGUAAUGCAGGGAGUUCUCAGAAUCCAUCUGAGAAAUCUGAUGUGUUUAGAAAUACCAGUUCUUCAGUUUUAUAUUUUGUAUUGGGUCUGCACUGCGAAGAGGAUAAGGCAGUGCUAGAAAGCAUCCUUCCAGGCGCGCCCAGCACUGGUUUAAAGAGACAGUUUCCGAAUGUUGAGGAUUCACAUGACCUGACUGCCCCUGGAAAAGUUCCCAGGACAGUUUCUAGGUUGCUCUUUGAGCCUGUCACGACACCAUGUGGACACACGUUCUGCCUGAAAUGCCUUGAGCGCUGCCUGGACCACGCCCCCCACUGUCCUUUGUGCAAAGAAAAGCUCUCAGAAUUGUUGGCCAGCAGAAAUUUUAAUGUAACUAUCCUGGCCGAAGAAUUAAUAGUUCGGUAUUUGUCAGAUGAACUGUCUGACAGGAAGAGAAUCUAUGACGAGGAGAUGACGGAGCUGUCGAAUCUGACCAGAGACGUCCCCAUCUUCGUGUGCGCCAUGGCCUUCCCCACCGUCCCCUGCCCCCUGCACGUCUUUGAGCCCCGCUACCGGCUUAUGAUAAGAAGGUGCAUGGAAACCGGCACCAGGCGGUUCGGCAUGUGCUUGUCUGCUGAGCACGCGGGGAUUUCGGAGUACGGUUGUAUGCUGGAGAUUAAGGAUGUCAGAACGUUUCCUGACGGGAGUUCGGUCGUGGAUGCCGUUGGGAUUAGCCGGUUCCGAGUUUUAAGCCACCGUCACAGAGAUGGCUACAACACAGCAGACAUUGAGUAUCUUGAGGAUGAGAAGGUGGAAGGCUCUGAGUAUGAAGAACUCACCACGCUGCAUGACUCCAUUUAUCAGCAGUCCGUGUCCUGGUUUACUUCGCUUCAGGACCACAUGAAAGAACAAAUUCUAAGCCAUUUUGGGUUAAUGCCAGACAGGGAAUUGGAGCCUCAGAGCAAUCCUAGUGGUCCUGCUUGGUCCUGGUGGAUCCUGGCGGUGCUGCCGCUGGAGCGGAAGGCUCAGCUGGCCAUCCUGGGCAUGGUCUCGCUCAAGGACCGUCUGCUCGCCAUUCGGCGAAUAUUAGUCAUCAUCACGCGUAAGAUGAAUAGUCGGCAGGAGCUGGUUACCAGCAGGGAGAGAAAUAACUGACUUUCUCUGUGAGGGUUUCUGGAAGCCGUUGCAUUUUUAUGAGGAGUGCCAGGCAGGGAGGAGUAGCCUCCAUCCGUCCUGCUCUGUAAAAUGCACAUGGUUAGGCUCACAGAAUGGAACACUUAGCAGACACUGACUCCUACUCAAAAGGUCAAAGCCUGUGCCUGCUGGACUCUGACUCUGUACAAGGUUAGCCUGAAGUUUGAAGGGAGCCUGUGGUUGGCCGACAACCCAAGAAAAUCCCUUUGAAACAGA
Messenger RNA from Vicugna pacos (alpaca), 1779 nucleotides. NCBI's taxonomy places the organism in Eukaryota, Metazoa, Chordata, Mammalia, Artiodactyla, Camelidae. The record is from RefSeq and is a predicted model, not a curated record.